CCGGUCAUCUUUUCCUUUUCAUGUUAAGUUUUCCUUUUGAACUCCAUUCAUUUUUUUUCUCAUAUACAAUACCUACCUACUACAACAUGGCGGCAGGAAGGUGUAAAGACGGCGGGGAUAGGAACUGGGAAUAUUUCAACGAUGUGAUGGACGAGUCAGAACCGAUUAACAUGAUGAUGGGAGGAAGGACGAGGAGGAAGCUUAUUGAAACUGGGAGGGCUGGGUAUGGUGGGACGAGGAAGGGAGAGCGGUAUGCAGUCGUGGAAGGGGAGGAGGAAGAGAGCGAUAGUGACUGAAAAGAAAGUGUUUAAAGUU
Messenger RNA from Neurospora tetrasperma FGSC 2508, 315 nucleotides. RefSeq lists its product as uncharacterized. The transcript has a single exon. The record is from RefSeq and is a predicted model, not a curated record. NCBI's taxonomy places the organism in Eukaryota, Fungi, Ascomycota, Sordariomycetes, Sordariales, Sordariaceae. Bases 21 to 296 code for a protein of 91 amino acids.